UUGAAAUACGGUAUUAUAACUAAGGGAAAAGACAUUAAUGUAAUCGGGUGAAUAACUUUGAAUUGUGUUUUCGCCGAAAUUUCCAGGGAAAGAUCAUUUGUAAGGAAGAUGGGAGAACCAGGAGAGACGUCGAAUCAGCAAGAACACGGCUCUAAAGUCGGGAAUGUAAAACGCAAGGGUAAACUUACGGAGCUUGAUCGCUUGAAGAAACGACAGAAAGAAUUACAAAUCAUGAAAAUGUCGCAGGAAUGGGACGCUAGAAGACACAAGCGAAGAAUGGAUCGAAUCCAGUGGCUUCAACAAAGAAAAAAUCAUGUUCCCCCAUCAACUGAACGAGACCAAAAUACUGUGAAUACUGUCGAGGAUUCAAGAAAUGAGUAUUUGGACUCAAAUGUCGUCCUCUCCAAAACAAACAAUUCACCGGUGUCAACGCAUUCUAGCAGUGAAAUUUUCAGCGAAGGACUACGAGAAAUAGAAGUACAAUCCGAGGAGAAUGACCGAAUUGAAGAUGAAGCCUACGGAAAGAGGAAGUUUUGUGAGGAGGACGAUUACUACAGCGCGGAAGAGAGCCAUUGCACAGCUUGCGAGUCGAAUGAAGAAUACAAAUCAGUUGUUGUCAAAACUGAGCGCCUAGAUUCUGAUAGUUUUUGCAAUUCUAAUGAAUCGAAACAACCUAUUCAGUCUUACUCGAAAAACUCAUAUCAUACGAAUGUUGAGUCAGACAAGAAGGCUAGAAAAGAGGAUAAUCAAGUGUUUCUCUCUAAAACCAACGAAAAUCAAUCUACUCAUGCAUCAACUCUACCAAACGAAUCCAAUCGAGGGAGUCCCUAUCAACGGCUGGUAACAAUGGUGAACGCGCACCCCCCUGUAAUAGAGGAGAGAUUUCUGAACACUACAGUGUACCCCCUUGGAAAUGAAGAACGGUAUUCUAACAGCUCAGUUAUUGUGCAAGCUAUGAAACAAAGUGGUUUGGACGAAAAUGAAAUCGAUGACCCCAAUCUUUUAAUGGCUUCUGAGCCUGUUCGAUUCGAAGAUGUUUUACGUAAAGGAGGAACAUGUAUACAACGCCUUGAGACGCGAACAGUGGAAAUAAUGUCGAAACAGCCGCAAGGCAGAAUGCAAGAAAAACUUGACAAGGCUCCAGUACCGAGACCACACAGUCGAGAAUCGCCAUCCACAGAGGAUCAGAAAAGGAUUCGAAAAGUGGAAAAUGAACACAAGAACCAAGCGUUUCCUAAAAUCAAGCAAUGCUACUCCCUGAUUGGACAAGACAAUAAGUCAUCAAGAACCAGUCCACUCUCUUCUUCGAGGAGCACGGGAAGCCCAAUAGCAACUAUGGCCAGCUCUUCGUCUGACGUUUUUACGGAUAAAAACGAAAGAAGACUUCAACCCGUGGCUCAGUCUCCAUCAACGAGCAGCCAACCUUGCCCUCCAUCGGGUUAUCUCGUUCCUAUUUAUAAACCAUCCGCUGACGAAGUAGUAUACGCUUUUGUAGCUAACGCGGGUGACCGGGGCCUUCCACGAGCUCCGGAUCCCGGCAAAGUAUGCACCGAUGCGGGGUGUUAUCGUACUGAAACCGAUCCGAAAAAUGCAGUGCAGGUCGGGUAUUCGAGUGUACGGGCACCUACUACUACCAUCCAUCAUGGUAGAGACCCUUUACCACGUGUUGGCCAAACCCUCCAGUUGAAGGAAGCUCAUCAUCCAACUAAUGUCACGUGGGUGAAUACGCCGAUCGCCUCGACUGGGGAAAAACGAAACUUUGUCAACAAUAAUCAACCAGUCAGCGGUAUCACCCUUAAGAGUCCUGCGCAUGAGCAGGUAAAGACAUCCGGGAACUCACAGCGACGAAAUGACAAACAUUUGCACCGAGAGACAGAAAUGAUUAUCAAAACGAGGCACAACCCCAGCCCAGUGGUGACCAAUAUCAAUGGAUAUUCUUCGGUACAUACUGCGCAUGCGUCUCAGACAGCCAAUAAGAGUCCAGUUCUGAGAGCGAAUUCUAUAGACAACGCUUCAAACGAUCCCAUUAACAAUCCGACGGCUAUUUAUGUUCGGCCGAAGUUGGUUCCGCGUGAGAUCGUGGUUCCUCAUCACACGGGAUCGGGGAAUGUACCCAUCGUCGAGUAUAUCAAAACAGAUGCUAUUUGUGACAAAGAUCUUGGGAGUUGGACUGCAAAAAAUGUCGCCGACUUCAUCUCAGCCACGGAUUGCUCUGAAAGUGCGAAAAUCUUCAUUGAACAGGAUAUCGAUGGUAAAGCUGUCCUUCUACUCUCGCAAAACCUUUUUAUCAACCGCUUGAACUUAAAACUCGGUACGGCGAUCAAACUGUAUAACCACAUCGCGAACCUGCGCACUGCUUUACUGAUGUGAACCAACAUGCAGCUUUGUUGCCAUAGCGACGAUGGCCGCAUUACUAUAGCAACGGGAUUAAGGUUUGGCAUACUCUUACGUCACGUUCUUACUUGGAAUAGAAUUUGUUAAUUGAAUUUGACUUUGAAUAUAUCACUAGAGGAUUGGUCAGAAAAAGAGGACAUUAAUUUGUUUAUAUUGCAAUAUUACAUGACCUUGAACUGCAAUUUGCCAAUUACAAGAUUCUUGGGGUGCGUGUUACGUCAUGGCCGCCAUGUUGGUUGACGAUAACCAAGCAUUACUCACCAGCUUAUCUUGUUAGAUCRACCAAGAUGGCGGCUGUUUUAUUGCUAUAUAUAUUUCAAGGGAUUUUGAGUCGUAUGGAUGGACCUUGACCGUUUUUUGCCUAGAAUCAUAGAAUUCAGUUGAUUUCAAGUUUACAGAAUGAGAAUGUUUAGCGUUUUUCACGGCUAAGCAAAGCAGUUCAGUUCUUGGCCCAACUCAACUGAAUUCUAUUGUGAUUGUCUUCCCUUUGCUACAAUAAAGCAAAAUGUGACUGUAGUCAACGAGUGCCAGGUUGUGCGAGACGUCAUCAAUGACGUCUUGGAGUGUGACGUCAUAACUACCAUCAGCAAAGCCUGCGGUCAGCGUACGAGUCAGCCAAAACAGGGUGUAAUCAGGGGCGCUUACCAUUUACCCGGAAAAACUGGAAAUUCCGGUUGGAAAACAAAUGGUAUGUGUUAUUCUGAACGGAAAGUUCCGGAAGACUAGGCUUCUUGCGAUUGAGAUAAUCCACUUUUCCCGCUCUUUUCGCGUGUAUCAUUUGUUUGGAAGUCAAAGUUUCCCGCUCUUUUCUUACAAUUAGCGAAUUGAUUUCCAACCAAAUGAUUUGGUUUAAAUGGACAGCACCCUGUGUUGCGUUCGUUUGCUUCCUUUUCCGCUUUCUAGUUAAUUUUAAGUUGACUUUACUUCGUUUUAAACUCUAUGAUAACAUCAUAGUUAUUUCGUCGACUUCAUAUAUACAAAUUGGUCCCCGGCUCUUGGAGCAAUGUUCGUUUCAUUUAGUAGAGGGGUCUGGUGCAUGGGACAUUAUUCUACUAAUUAAUAAUACUUAUGGCGCAUGCGUAAUUCAUUCAUCAUACCCUCUAUCGCUCCAGGCCUUUGGUUUGCAUUUCGGAAUAAAACAUAAUAUAUUUUUAAACGAAAUCCCACUCGUUAAUCUAGAACUUUUUAAGGUCUUCGCGCAAAAUCUAAAUACGUAAUAGUCCCCCUUAAACAGUUCCCGGCGCCAUCUUGAAAGGUAUAGCCGUGCCUUUGCAUCGAACGAGACGAACGGUGAGCUUGCAAGAUAAGGACAUGUAAAUAAUUGUUCAAGGUGUUAAAAAAGGUCUCUAUGAUUGCAAGCUCGCCGUUCGUCUCGCUUCGAUGCAAAGGCACGGCUAUACCUUUCAAGAUGGCACAGGGAACUGUGAGGGGCACUAUGAUGAUCAUUCUUCGUCUUAUCAAGUCAUCAAGAUAUGCUAAAUUUUGUCAUAUAGGAAAAAGUUCCAGUUUGGAAAGAGACAGUAUUUAAAUGAGUGGUGGGAGUUGAUAUAUAACUUAUUUAUUGUGUAAUUAUAAUGCUACACUUGCUAGAGGAUAUAUAUGGCAUAAAUAACUUAUUUUAUUAAAUAUUCAUCAAUUUUGUCGGUUAAUAUGAAUCGUCAGAUCCUUAUA
Messenger RNA from Actinia tenebrosa (Australian red waratah sea anemone), 4065 nucleotides. RefSeq lists its product as uncharacterized. Gene Ontology annotation, molecular function: chromatin binding; histone binding. Gene Ontology annotation, biological process: negative regulation of DNA-templated transcription. The record is from RefSeq and is a predicted model, not a curated record. Gene Ontology annotation, cellular component: nucleus. NCBI's taxonomy places the organism in Eukaryota, Metazoa, Cnidaria, Anthozoa, Actiniaria, Actiniidae.